AUGGUGUCUAGCAGUGCAUAUAGACUCAGUGAGUGUAACAGGUUUCGUGGUACAUCCUCAACAGAUAAGAUACAAGCUGCAAGGCAAACACGGUUGUGUUUUACACAUUUGCAAGAAGUGCAUACAAAGAUGAACUGUGAAUUAGUGAGCAAGUUUAAUGAUAAGCUAAAUGUGAAAUCACGGUCUGACUCCGAGUUGUGUGACAAUAACGGCGUGUUCAAGAAGCCUGUAGUUGCAACUGGUAAGCCAUUGUUGAAUCGAAUGGCAGAGACGAGAGUUAAAGUUGCAGAGUCCAGUUCUGACCUCAUAAGUUUACAAGGUAUUACUAGUCAGAGUGAAGAUAUAAAACCUUUAAGGAAUUGUGAGGAAGAACUAAAAGUGUCUACUUCUGUUAAAAAAGAGUUUAAAAUGAUGAAAUUGACGGUAAAGUGA
Molecule: messenger RNA, 432 nt
Organism: Trichobilharzia regenti
Lineage: Eukaryota; Metazoa; Platyhelminthes; Trematoda; Strigeidida; Schistosomatidae
Source: the annotation of a GenBank genome assembly